AUGAAUCGCGGGGAUUGCCUCCUGCUCAUCCAGCGCUGCAACGAUCGGGAAUCGGCGAGACAGAUCCACGCCCGUGUCGAUCAGUACCACCGCGCCGGCGAUGGAUUCGUGUGUAACAAGCUCAUCGACAUGUACGCGCGGUGUGGGAGCGCGGCCGACGCCCGGGCGGUGUUUGAUUCGAUGAGCAGCGGCACCAGGGAUGGAUUCUCGUGGGUAAGCAUGCUGUGCGCCUACUCCAGGAGCCGCCAGAUCGCCAGGGCGAGGGCAUUCUUCGACGAGGAGAUCCCUCCCUGGGCCAAGAACAUGGCGGCAUGGAAUGCGAUGCUGGCCGCGUAUUGCCAGGCCGGGGAUCUGGAAGAAUCGUGGCGCUUCUUCGCGGCGGCGCCGGGCUGGAACCAGAUCUCCUUCAAUGCGCUCCUCUCGGCGCAUGGGCACGAUCACAUCCGCGAGAGCAAGCAGCUCUUCGACACGGGGACGCCAAGCUGGGAUCUCGUCUCCUGGAACACGAUGCUGGCGGCGCUGGCACAGGCCGGGGAUCUGGAAACUCUCCAGCGGCUCUUCGACGCGAUGCCCGAGUGGGAUCUAAUCUCCCACAACGCGAUGCUCCUGGGGCUCACGCAGCACGGUAAGCUCAACGACGCUCGACGCUUCCUGGACGCGAUGCCGCAGAGAAAUCUCGUCUCCUUCACGACACUACUGCGAGCUUACAACAGUUCCCAGUGGCAAUCCCAGUCUCGGCAGGAAGAACAGGCCAUGGAUGUGGAGCUCUUGCUCCGGCGAAUGCCCGAGCACAACUUGGUCUCCUCCACAGCCAUGAUCGGGGUGUAUGCCCGAGUCGGCGACUGCGCUAGCGCCGAGAAGAUCUUCCACUCGAUGCACCAGCACGACACGGUAGCCUUGAACGCGAUGCUCUCAGCGUAUGCCCAGACCGGGUUUAUCGAUCGAGCCAACGCCAUCUUCGACUCUAUGCCGCAGCACGACAUGGUGUCAUGGAACUCUCUCCUCUCGGCCUACACGCACAACGCCAGCGAUCUCUCCAAGGCCAGGGCGCUGUUCCAACGAAUGCCGGAGAGGAACCUCGUCUCCUGGAACGCGCUCCUCACUGCGAGCUCCCAGCACGGCUCUCUCGACGAGACCAAGAGAGCUUUCGACUCGAUGCUGGCCUGGGACUCCAUCUCCUCCAACGCGAUGCUGCUAGCCUAUGUCCGGAGCGGCCACACCGACGAGGCCGCCACCUUCUUCCGGAGCCUGCCUUGCCGCGACCUCGUCUCCUCCACGAACGUCCUCGUCGCGUAUGCCGAGAACGGGGUGCUCGACAAGACGAAGCGGCUCUUCGAGGAGAUGCCCGAGUGGGACUCGGUGUGCUUGACGGCCAUGCUCGUCGCGUACGCGCACAAGGGGUACCUCGAGCACGCCAGGCAGCUGCUGGAUGGAUUUCUGCGAGACGACGUUGUGGCUUCGGUGGCGAUGCUCGUCGCUUACGCCCAGCACCGGCACUUGGAGCACUCGAAGCAAGUGUUUGGUUCGCUGCUCAUCCGGAACUUGGUCAGCUGGAACGCGAUGCUCGCGGGGUAUGUCAUCAACGGGGAGAUCUCUCGGGCGAUUCACUUCUUGGGCUCCAUGCCCGAGUCGGACAUCAUCUCCUGGACGACGCUCCUCGCGGCCUACGCUCACAGCGGCCAGUUCUACGAGGCGGUCCUUCUCUUUGACACGAUCAAGAUGGUGGAGCUCCCGGACGAGUCGUGCUUCGUCUCGGUGCUGGUUGCGUGUAGCCACGCGGGAGAGGUGGCUGCCGGAGUCGCGAGCUUCGUUUCGAUGAGCAGCGACUUUGCGAUCCGGCCGAGCAAGCACCACUUUUGCUGCAUGGUCGAUCUUCUGGCGAGAUCGGGUCACUUGGUCGAAGCCCAAGAUCUGAUCGCCAGCAUGCCUUUCACGACGAGUGCCGAGGAAUCCAAGCGACUUCUAGGAUCAUGUACAACUUCUUCGAAUAUGAAUGAUAUUAGAAGUAAAGUCUCCAUGGCCAGCAGCUCUAGCGUCUCCACUCCAGUCAUGGAUCCAGCUUUCUACGUGCUUCUCUCAAACAUGUUGUCAUCUACAUAG
Messenger RNA from Selaginella moellendorffii, 2100 nucleotides. Its product is annotated as pentatricopeptide repeat-containing protein At4g02750-like. The coding region runs from base 1 to 2100 and encodes 699 amino acids. The record is from RefSeq and is a predicted model, not a curated record. Gene Ontology annotation, molecular function: RNA binding; protein binding. The transcript has a single exon. NCBI's taxonomy places the organism in Eukaryota, Viridiplantae, Streptophyta, Lycopodiopsida, Selaginellales, Selaginellaceae. Gene Ontology annotation, biological process: RNA modification.